Molecule: messenger RNA, 6339 nt
Organism: Anastrepha obliqua
Lineage: Eukaryota; Metazoa; Arthropoda; Insecta; Diptera; Tephritidae
Product: putative neural-cadherin 2
Exons: 13
Coding region: 10-5397 (1795 amino acids)
Biological process (GO): homophilic cell-cell adhesion
Cellular component (GO): catenin complex; plasma membrane
Molecular function (GO): cadherin binding; calcium ion binding
Source: RefSeq, a predicted model, not a curated record
UUUGUAGUUAUGGUCGAUCCGUUAAAGAUCUUUUGGGUACUCACAAAUAGCACUUAUCUGGUUACAAAAUUUGUACGCAUUGGUAUUGCCGAUAAAAACGACUCUCCACCGUAUUUCGACAGAUUUCUCUACGAGACAGAAAUUGAUGAGAAUGCCGAUCUACAGACAACUGUACUCACCGUCAAUGCCAAGAAUCACAAUGAUUCCUCGAAUAUUCGAUACCAGAUCACAGGCGGUAACAUAGGCAAUGCCUUCGGCGUACAAAAUACAACUGGCGCGAUUUAUGUUGCCAGUCCACUCGACUAUGAAACCAGACCAAGGUACGAGUUACGUUUGGAAGCAUCGCGCAAUCGCAAAACCAACUACACCACCGUCGUCAUCAACGUACGUGAUGUUAACGAUAAUCCACCGUCAUUCGAUCGUCAAACAUAUCGCACACAAAUCACCGAAGAGGACGAUCGUAAUCUUCCCAAGCGCAUACUGCAGGUUACCGCUACGGACGGCGACGUAGAUAGACCGAUGAGUAUUGUAUAUUUUCUAACCGGUCAGGGCAUCGAUCCGGAUAACACAGCAAAUAGCAAAUUCGAUAUUAAUCGCACAACUGGCGAUAUUUUUGUACUAAAGCCACUUGACCGUGAUCAACCACAUGGUAGGCCACAAUGGCGAUUUACCGUCUUUGCACAGGAUGAGGGAGGCGAGGGUUUGGUUGGCUAUGCUGACAUCCAAGUGAAUCUAAAGGAUAUCAAUGACAAUGCACCACAAUUCCCGCAAGGCAUUUACUUUGGCAAUAUAACAGAGAAUGGCACGGCCGGCUUGUCGGUGAUGACAAUGUCAGCCGUCGAUUACGAUGAUCCCAACGAGGGCACGAAUGCCAAACUUAUUUACUCCAUAGAAAAGAAUGUGAUCGAAGAGGAGACAGGUGCGGCGAUAUUCGAAAUCGAGCCGGAAACGGGCGUGAUAAAGACUGCUGUGUGUUGUUUGGACCGCGAACGCACACCCGACUACUCCAUACAAGUGGUAGCGAUGGACGGUGGUGGACUGAAAGGAACUGGCACUGCAUCGAUAAGGGUCAAAGAUCUGAACGAUAUGCCACCGCAAUUCACAAAAGAUGAAUGGUUUACCGAGGUGGACGAAACGAAUGGCACAGCCAUACCUGAAACGCCGAUACUCACGGUGACCGUGCAAGAUGAGGACGAAACUAAUUCAUUUCAGUACAAAGUGGUGCCGAACAGCGGUUUUGGCGCGGAGAAGUUCGCCAUGGUGCGCAAUACUGACGGUACGGGUUCCUUGAAAAUCACACAACCGCUCGACUACGAAGAUCCAAUGCAGAGCAGUGGCUUUCGUUUUCGCAUACAAGUCAACGAUAUGGGCGAUGACAAUGACAGCGAUAAAUAUCACGUAGCCUAUUCAUGGGUGGUGGUGAAAUUGCGCGACAUUAACGACAACGAGCCGCACUUCGAGCGCGACCACAUCGAAAUGGCCAUCUACGAAGACACCAAAGUGGGUACAAUACUAGAACAAUUACGUGCAACGGACGCCGAUCAGGGGGGUCAUAGUAGAGUUACGUAUCGCAUAGUACGCGCCACAAAUAAGAAACGUCAAUUUGCCAUUAGUCCAAAAGGUGCGGUUAGUGUGCAGCGGCCGUUGGAUCGUGAAGAAACCGACCGACAUUUUGUGCAAAUAUUUGCUGUGGAUGAUGGCAGUACGCCGCGUACAGCGACUGCCACAUUGACGGUGAUAGUGAAAGAUGUAAAUGACAAUGCGCCGGUAUUCGCGAAAGACUAUCGGCCGGUGUUGCCGGAGAAUGUAUCGCCACGCAAAAUUAUCGAAAUAGCGGCGACAGAUGCUGACGAUCGAGCGCGUGGCAAUGGUGGGCCAUUUACUUUUCGGCUCGAUCCUUUGGCCAGUGAUGUGAUACGUGCCAGUUUUAAGGUGGACCAAGACAGACGCGGUGACAAUGGUAAUGGCUUAGCCAUUGUCUCUUCGCUGCGUCCCUUCGACCGGGAACAACAAAAGUCCUACCUCAUACCAAUCGAAAUUAAGGACAACGGCACACCGCCCAUGACAGGCACCAGCACUCUGACAGUCAUUAUAGGCGACGUGAAUGAUAAUAAAAUGCUGCCGGGCAGCAAGGAUGUUGUUGUCUACAAUUACCAAGGACAAUCGCAUGACACGCAAAUAGGGCGAGUGUACGUGCACGACUUGGACGAUUGGGAUGUGCCGGACAAGAAAUACUAUUGGGAGGCGCAAGAGCAUCAGCGUUUCAAAUUGGAUACAGACACGGGCAUCGUUAUGAUGCGUGCGGGCACGCGUCGUGGUCGCUAUCAAUUGCGCUUCAAGGUCUACGAUCGGGAGCAGGGUCAGGUGGAUGUGCCGGCGAACAUGACUGUCGUGGUGCGCGACAUCACUCACGAAGCGGUGCAGCAGGCGGGCUCAAUGCGACUGGCGGGCAUCAGUGAUGAGGACUUUGUGCGCGUAUGGGACUACACACAGCACAAACUGCAACGCUCCAAGCUUGAAAGGUUUCGCGAAAAAUUGGCGGAGCUACUGUACACGGAUCGUGAUUACGUUGAUGUAUUUAGCGUGCAAUUAAAAUCGGAGCAGCCCUUGUUGACGGACGUACACUUUUCUGCGCGCUCUCCCACACAGCAGCCCUACUUUAAGGCAGUGCGUUUAAAUGGUGUGGUGCUGAUGCAUCGCGACGAGAUCGAAAAAGAAGUGGGUAUUAACAUUACUAUGGUGGGUAUUGAUGAAUGCUUGCAAGAGCGUAAGCACUGCGAGGGCUCGUGCACCAAUCAUGUUGAGAUACACAAUCGCACGCCAUAUACGGUGAGUGUGAAUAAAACGGCGGUGGUGGGCGUACGACUUAACACAAGCGCCGAGUGUGUUUGCAAAGCGCGCACCUUCAACCGAGAGGAGACAUGUCGCACGCAUCACUGCUACAAUGGCGGGCGUUGUGUGGAUACGCGCAGUGGGCCAAAGUGUGUCGCGUGCCCUGUGGGUUACAAUGGACCACGCUGUCAGCAGACAACACGCAGUUUUCGCGGCAACGGUUGGGCGUGGUAUCCUGCGCUGCAAAUGUGCGAGCAAUCGCACCUUAGUCUUGAAUUUAUUACCAGCGAAGCGGAUGGACUUAUUCUCUACAACGGACCUAUAGUUCCACCCAAACCGGACGAGCAGCUGCUGCGCGAUUUCAUUGCAAUCGAGCUGGAGCAAGGUUAUCCACGUCUGCUCAUCGACUUUGGCUCUGGCUCUUUGGAGUUGCGUGUGAAAACGAAAAAAACGCUUGACGAUGGCAUUUGGCAUCGGCUGGAUGUGUUCUGGGAUAGCGAGAAUGUGCGCAUGGUGAUUGAUUUUUGUCGCAGCGCAGAAGUGUUUGAGCUGGAGGAUGGCUCGGCACCCGAAUUCGAUGACAACUCCUGCCAAGCGCGUGGUCUAAUACCACCCUUUAGUGAAACGCUGAAUUUGAAUGUACCACUACAGUUAGGCGGUCUGUACCGGCAACACUUCGAUCAAACGCUCUAUCACUGGCAGUACGCCUUCACGUCAAAGGGCUUCGAUGGCUGCAUACGCAAUCUCAUACACAACUCGGAACACUACGAUCUAGCAUUUCCAGCAUUGGCGCGCAAUAGCUAUCCCUCCUGUCCACAAACAGACGAAGUCUGCCUAAAAACCGAGCACACAGCACGUUGCUGGGAGCAAGGUAAUUGCGUUGCGAGCCUAGUACAGGCCAAAUGCUUUUGCCGACCCGGCUGGACGGGACCCACCUGCAAUCUACCCACCAUACCUACCACAUUUAAGCCGCAAAGUUAUGUUAAGUUCGCACUCAGCUUUGAGCCGGAUCGCUUUAGCACGCAACUACAGUUAAGGUUUCGUACACGCGAGCAACAGGGGGAACUGUUUCGUGUUAGCGAUCAACAUCAACGUGAAUACGCGAUACUUGAACUCAGCCGUGGCCACUUACAGUUGCGGUUUAAUUUAAAUUCGCUGCGCACCGAAGAAAAGCGACUGCAACUGAAUGACAUAGCAGUCAAUGAUGGUCAAUGGCAUGUGGUGCGUGUGAAUCGUUAUGGUUCAGCAGCUAUGCUGGAGUUGGAUGGCGGCGAGGGUCGGCGCUAUAAUGAAACAUAUAAUUUUGCCGGGCAUCAGUGGCUCUCUAUCGAUAAGCAAGAGGGCGUAUAUGCGGGCGGCAAAGCGGAGUAUACGGGCGUAAAAACCUUUGAAGUGCAAUCGGAUUUUCAAAGGAGCUGUCUGGAUGAUAUCAGACUGGAUGGCAAACACUUGCCGCUGCCACCUUCAAUGAAUGGUACACAGUGGGGUCAGGCGACAAUGGCGCGUAAUCUGGAGCGUAAUUGUCCAUCAAAUCGACCAUGUUCGAAUGUAAUCUGUCCGGAUCCAUUUGAUUGCGUGGACCUGUGGAAUGAGUAUGAAUGCACUUGCAGCGAGGGUCGCAUUAUGUCCGCCGAUACGAAAGGAUGCGUCGAUCGCAACGAAUGUCUCGAUUUGCCCUGCCUCAAUGGAGCGACUUGCAUUAACCUCGAGCCACGCCUUCGCUAUCGCUGUAUAUGUCCAGAAGGCUAUUGGGGCGAGAACUGUGAAUUGGUGCAAGAAAGUCAACGCCUUAAGCUGAGUAUGGGUGCGCUGGGUGCCAUCUUUGUGUGCCUCAUCAUCAUAUUGGCACUUUCACUUAUCUUCGUGCUGUAUAACCGCAAACGCAAGACAACGAAAAAGAAACGUGCCGGCCCGGAGAAGGAUGUACGUGAGACAGUUAUCAGUUACGAGGACGAGGGUGGUGGUGAAGAUGAUAUGACCGCAUUCGAUAUAACACCACUGCAGAUACCCAUCGGUGCCGGUGGUAAUAUGCCACCUGAUAUUGCGACUUGCAAAAUGCCAAUAAUAUAUCCCGUCAUGACAUUGCUGCCAGGCCAAGAGGUGAACGUCGGCUUUCUGAUGGAGGAGCGCAAAAACCGAUUCGAUAAGGAUCCCAAUGCGCCACCUUUUGAUGAUCUACGAAAUUUCACCUUCGAGGGCAGCGGUAGCAUAGCCGAGUCGCUGAGCUCCUUGGCCUCAGGCACCGACGAUGAGAAUCAAGACUACAACUAUUUGACGAGCUGGGGACCGCGCUUUAAUGCGCUAGCCGCCAUGUAUGUACACCAUGAUCGGACAAAGCUGACGAGAGUGGUAGCAACGAAUGAGGCGGUCAUGGCAGCAGCAACAGCAGCCGCGACGGCUGUGCAAGGCGGCGCGACGACAACCACAUUGGCUGUGUCGACGGCGAUGGGAAUAGGCACAGGAACUGGACCAGGAAUGCUGGCGAAAACGACGGCAGCGGUAAUUGAAGAAGAGGAUGAAGACGAUGAAGAGGAGGACGAGGAGGAGGGAAAUGUGGCAUUAUAAAAUUAGGCCAAAUGGCAGACGCACACGAAGUUAGUGCUAGGCGUGACAGGAAAGGGCCGCUGCAAUGGCAAUGCGUGUAAAUAAAUGCUGGCAGGCGCUCGCUUAGCAGCGAUAUGCUCAUGCAAGUGUAUUGGCUUUGCAGUGAGCGGGGUAAUUAAGGUCAAAGUAAAGAAAUGUUACUUUAGUGAACGGCUUGACAUGUUGGUGGAGAAUCGCCUGGCGCCCAUUAACCGCAGUAAGUCCAGUAUGAAGACUAAGAAAGAAAAAAAAAAAAAAAACAAAUGAAGAAGCCAGCCGAGAGAUACUUGAAACUGGCGUGCGAUGUUAACGGUUGUAGUGGAAGUGUUGCAUAAAAGUGGGUCAGAAAAGCUACAGAAAAAGUUGCAUGCGCAUAAACGAACUUUUUAGAUUUUCGGCAACUAAAAUUUGAUUUGAUUUUGCUUUACAUGAGCAAGUGAAUUUCAUUACAGAUAUGUAAAAUAACAUUGGAGAAAGGCUGAGCAGAACCAAAUGAACCUAAUUUUGUGUAGGUGUAUAACUCUGGACAUACAGAGGCAGUUACGCAAACUGUACACAUACUUAAACAUACACCUAAAUGUAUUUUCGAAAAUCAAAGAAAGAGCAAAAAAAAAGGAACUAAUGCGCUAAGAAUACAUAUGAUAUAUAAACAUACAUAUGUGUGUAUAUACUAUUAGACUGACAGCCAAUUCCGAAUCAAAUAGAUUGAGGGUUUGUGGCGUCAUAAGAAAAUUAACGCAGUUUGGGUGUAAUCAGUUAGUUUAGGGCACGCGACCACUUCGAAAGGUAGCUUAAGAGAUAUUGAAUAAAGUUAUUUACCACAGUUGCGCGCAACUAUUUUACAGCGACGGCAAACUGGAUGCAAACCGAUCGAUUUUUGCCUUUGCUUUCAGAAGUUUUGAGUUUCACACAUUAAAUACAAAU